Messenger RNA from Toxorhynchites rutilus septentrionalis, 945 nucleotides. RefSeq lists its product as uncharacterized. Bases 1 to 945 code for a protein of 314 amino acids. The transcript has a single exon. Gene Ontology annotation, molecular function: nucleic acid binding. Lineage: Eukaryota; Metazoa; Arthropoda; Insecta; Diptera; Culicidae. The record is from RefSeq and is a predicted model, not a curated record.
AUGGAUUACUGUGGGCCGUUCCUCGUUCGUCCGUUAAGUGGAAAGGGUGCGUCGGUUAAAAUGUACGUCGGUCUUUUCGUGUGUUUAGUGAUAAAGGCAGUGCAUUUCGAGAUCAUCGCUGAUCUUUCAUCGGCCGCGUGCAUCAACGCCGUCAAGCGAUUCGUCGCGCGUCGCGGUCGUGUGCGUGAACUGCAUUGCGAUAACGGUACCGCGUUCGUCGGGGCAGAUCGAGAGCUCCGACUGCUGCGUAAGGAAUUUCUCCGCCAACUUGACGCCGAAGAAUGGACAACCUACUGCCUGGAGAGCCGCUUCAUCCCGGCUCGAUCACCGCAUUUCGGCGGAAUCUGGGAGGCUGGAAUCAAAUCAUUUAAGUUCCAUUUUCGUCGCAUCAUGGGCAACCGUUCUUUCUCCGUGGACCAGUUCCUGACCGUAGCUGCUCAAAUUGAAUCCAUUCUCAAUUCCCGUCCUCUGUCGCCACUUUCCGAGUCUCCAACCGAUUACUCCGCUUUAACGCCUGGCCACUUCCUGAUUGGAGAGCCACUCUUCUCCAUACCUGAACCAGAUUUGACCGAUCAGAAUCCCAACCGACUCAACCGAUUUAAGGAGAUGACACGCUCAGUCCAGGACCUUUGGCGUUGUUGGAAGAGAGAUUAUAUCAGUCAAUUACAUCAACGAACGAAAUGGAGAGAUUCGUUUCCCAAUGUGCGAAUCGGUCAACUAGUGCUUCUCAAGAAGGACAACUGUCCACCGCUACAAUGGCCACUGGGUCGGAUUGUGGAGACCGUUAACGGAAAGGAUGGGAGAGUUCGCGUGGUUGUUAUCAAGACCAUCAGUGGAACAUACAAACGAGCGAUCACUGAGAUUGCUGUUCUGCCGAUUGAUCCUGAUGAAGCUGAGAAUGGCGACAAGACUACAACUGCCUCCGAUCCUAUCCAAACGCCAUGA